Molecule: messenger RNA, 798 nt
Organism: Pogonomyrmex barbatus (red harvester ant)
Lineage: Eukaryota; Metazoa; Arthropoda; Insecta; Hymenoptera; Formicidae
Gene: Pop1
Product: POP1 ribonuclease P/MRP subunit
Biological process (GO): tRNA 5'-leader removal
Cellular component (GO): ribonuclease MRP complex; nucleolar ribonuclease P complex
Source: RefSeq, a predicted model, not a curated record
UCCUUUCUUUUGCGAUUGGAAAAAUUUGGUGAAGACUGGUCAGGCAAUGAAAAUUUUUAUGUUCUAAGAAAUCGCGAAAUCUUACUACUUUUGCAGGCGGCCAUUUGUUCUGUCAAAAAUAAAACAAAAUUACAUGGCCAAAAUACGCAAUCUGAUUUUCCAGACUUACAAGAUUAUAAACAUUGCUUGAUACAUGUUCAGGUGUCUAUGAUAGGAAAAGGAUUGCCAAAGAAAUUUGCAAUUAUAUGCAUGCCGACAUCCGAAGAUUUAAAAAAGCUUGAAAGUAAUAAAAAAUGGCAUGGACCUGUACAAAAAUGUUAUAAUGAUCCGAAUGAAAGAAUUCGUAAAACAUUACGAAAAAAUCAUUUAAAAGUAUUAAAAAGAUUAAGACGACAAAGAAUUCGUCAGAAUAAAUUGUUAAAAGAUAAUGUAUUGAAAUUACUAAAAUCUCCCAGCAAACUGAACGAAAGCAUUAAACAUAUGACUGUUUCAUCACAUCGUAAAAUUAUAUCUGAACAAUUAAUGAAAAUGUCAAAAUUGUACCUCCCAAAAUGUACACAAGUUCGCUAUUCCUGUGAUAGAGAAGUUAUGGGAUAUAUAACGCUAGGAGAUUUCUCGUUUAGUCAGGCAAAGGGCAUUGGCAUAGGAUAUGUCACUUUACCCUCAUUCCUCGAAAUGAUUAGUAAAAGAUCUAAUAUUGUUCUUGUUAGAAAUAUUCAAACACGACAGUAUAGAUUAGUAAAAUUAGAUAUAUUAGGAAUUUAAAACUGUAUUUUUUACUAUAUUAUAUAUAUUGUA